GAGGCCAGCAGCCAUGGGAGCCUCAAUGGUGAAAGCGGGCCUGGCCGACGAGCCAAUGGGCAUGACGGACCGCGAGAAGAAGCUGGUGCGCAGCAGCUGGCAGCGGUUCUGUGACGUGAACCACAACUACGGAAUGCUACUCUUCAUGGGCAUGUUCACAAAGCACCCCGACUAUCUGAAGCUGUUCAAGCAAUUUAGGGGCCGUGACCUGCGCUCGCUGCACAUCGACCACAAGUUCCGGGCUCACGCGAGCGCUGUAGGCCACCAGCUGUCUGCGAUGAUCGAGUGCCUGGACGACCCCGAGGUACUGAUCGUGCUGAUCCAGAAGAAUGCGCUGAGCCAUACGACGAGGAAUGUGAAGCCGGCGAACUUCGAGGGUCUUUUUGAGGCCGUCAUUGAGGAGAUGACCGCGAGCGAGAAGUCGCUCAUGAAAACGGCUACCGUCACUGCCUGGGAGAAGCUCUUCGAGACGGUGAACCUCAUAACAAGAUGCGUCUACGACGAGGUUGCCGCCUCUUCAGGGGCCGCCGUGUCAAGCGACCUCCGUCAGAACGAGACGCCUUCCAGCGCGAAGCCCAAGAAGCGCAUUUCUAUCGCAACUGCGGGACCGCGUCCGCUGGCCAUUAGUAGCCCUAUCUAUGACCCGGACGAGAAUCCACCCGAAGCCCCCAAGGAGACCCCGACCAAAAACGACGCCGCGAGAAAAGACUCGAAGGCCCACCGCCGAAAAUCGUCUUCCCACAUUAAGCGGAAAUAGUACCUUCUCGUCGCGA
This is a messenger RNA of Dermacentor andersoni, 773 nucleotides long. RefSeq names its product globin-like. Lineage: Eukaryota; Metazoa; Arthropoda; Arachnida; Ixodida; Ixodidae. The record is from RefSeq and is a predicted model, not a curated record. Gene Ontology annotation, molecular function: oxygen binding; heme binding.